UGGUAGGACAUGAACAUGAAGAUUGUGAUCCCAACAUGGCCACCAUUGCUGAACCAUGCUGCACCAAUGAGGCCCAUCCCCACAAAACCUUGCUGGCGAAAGCUCAAGAAUAUGGAUGCAGCAUCACUGACUUACAAUUUGCCACACACAUGGAUGAGAAUGAUGCAUUGAGGCGAUUUAGACUGGAAUAUUUCUACCCUAAAAUGAAGGAGAUACCUACAGUUGAUACCUCCUUGGUUGAUGGUGAGUCUGACAGCGUUUAUUUGUGUGGGAACUCGUUAGGAUUGCAACCGAAAGGUGUAGCAAAAUACCUCAAUGAUGAGCUGGACAAAUGGGCUAAAACUGCAGUACAUGGUCAUUUUAAUGGACGGAUUCCAUGGGCUCUUGCUGAUGAAGUAGUGCAUGAACAAUUGUCCAAGAUGGUCGGGGCCAAGACUGAGGAGGUAGCAGCAAUGAAUGGCCUAUCAGUCAAUUUACACUUGUUGCUGAUAUCGUUUUAUAGACCAACGAAAGAUAGAUAUAAAAUUCUGAUAGAAGGGAAGUCAUUUCCAUCUGAUCAUUAUGCAGUCGAAUCGCAAAUACGCUUACAUGGUUAUGAUCCGAAGGAAUCCAUGGUUUUAGCAGAGCCUAGAGAGGGUGAGCAAACUCUCCGGAUGGAGGAUCUUUUAGAUUUAAUUGAGAAAGAAGGUGAGAGCAUUGCAGUGAUUGUUUUCUGUGGUGUUCAGUAUUACACGGGACAGUUGUUUGACAUGAAGGCUAUUACUGAGGCUGGUCAUAAAAAGGGUUGCUACGUUGGUUUUGAUCUUGCCCAUGCUAUUGGCAAUGUGGAGAUAUCACUCCAUGAGUGGGACGUAGAUUUUGCUUGCUGGUGUUCGUACAAGUACCUUAAUGCCGGUGCUGGUGGUAUGGCAGGAGCUUUUAUUCAUGAAAAGCAUGCAGACAAUGAUUUUCCAAAACUUAUUGGAUGGUGGGGCCAUGAAUACAAAUCACGAUUUCAAAUGUCUAAUGAGCUGGAGCUUUCUCCUGGUGUGGCUGGUUAUAGGAUUUCUAACCCCCCACCACUUCUAGUAUGUCCGCUGUUAGCAAGUAUGGAUAUUUUCAUGCAAGUUCCGAUGUCUGAUUUAAGAGCAAAGUCUUACCUGCUAACUGGCUAUCUAGAGUUACUGAUUCAAACAUACUAUUCUAAACCGUCUGAUCCUUUGGAUAACAAGCUCGACAAACCGUAUGUGGACAUCAUCACCCCAUCCGAUCCAAAACAACGGGGAUGUCAGCUCUCACUGAUGUUCUCUGUACCAAUUCUAAAAGUAUUCGAGGAAUUGGAAAAACGAGGAGUCGUGUGUGACAAGAGAGAGCCAAAUGUUAUUCGUGUAGCACCGACAGCCAUGUACAAUUCCUUUACAGAUGUUCAUAGGUUCAUUACAUUUCUUGGGGAAGCUCUAAAUGCCGCUAAGUCGUGAUUGUCUCUGUGAUUUAAUACGUAUCAGAUUUUAUUUAAAAUAGGCAGGCUUGUCGCAUGACAGUUCAUUUGAUGUCACUGAGAGGAGAUUUUAGUUGAGAUAAUUGAACCAGUGUCAGCUAAUUUUAAUGAUUUUCAAGUCAUUUACAUUAAAGUGGCAAAUUUUGUUUU
Molecule: messenger RNA, 1627 nt
Organism: Saccoglossus kowalevskii
Lineage: Eukaryota; Metazoa; Hemichordata; Enteropneusta; Harrimaniidae
Product: kynureninase-like
Biological process (GO): NAD+ biosynthetic process
Cellular component (GO): cytoplasm
Molecular function (GO): pyridoxal phosphate binding; kynureninase activity
Source: RefSeq, a predicted model, not a curated record